CCAAAAGAGUGAAAUGCAAAUUGAGAAAUUUUAUGCUUUAAUCUGUUAUCUUUCAAGAAGAAGAUGGUUAGCCUAAUACAUUAUUUGGUUGUGCAGAGAUUCAUCCCAGCGGAGUUUGGUGUAGAUCCUGAGAAGGUUCACUUCCCAGAUCCAGCUGGAAAUUUCUAUAUAAGAAAAGCUCACAAUCGACAUGUGAUAAAGAAGGAGGGCAUUCCUCACACUUUUGUGUCGUGCAACUACUUUGCCGGAUUUUUGCUUCCUCAACUGGCUCAACCUGAUCUUAAAGCUCCACCUAGGGAUAAUAUCAUGAUAUUUGGAGAUGGAAAUAGAAAAGCUGUGUUUGUCAAAGAAGAAGAUGUUGCAACCUUCACGAUUAAGGCUGUGGAUGAUCCGAGGACAUUAAACAAGGUUAUGUACAUGAGACCACCAGGUAACAUGUACUCACUGAAUGAGCUUGUUGAACUGUGGGAGAAGAAGGUCGGCAAGAGUCUUGAGAAGUUUUAUAUACCAGAAGAACAAGUCCUCCAAAGUAUCCAAGCUGCAGAAAAUCCAUUUCCAAACAAUCUAUUCAUGUUGUUUGUUUACUCGACAUUCGUAAGAGGUGAUCAUACAAAUUUUGAGAUUAUUCCUUCUGACGUGGAGUCUACCCAGCUUUAUCCAGAUGUAAAAUACACCACAAUUGAUGAGUAUCUUGAUGGUCUACUCUAUGUUUUUAUUUUGAAAUUAUUCUCUUUCAUAUGUAUUCAUAUGAAUAUAAAAACGGCUACUUUAAUCAACUUUGUCACUAUUAUUCUUGGUUGCUUGGUUUUGUUGUGUUGUGUUUCUAAAAACAUAUGGGUACUGUUUAGUUUGCUUUCUGCGUUUAGAAUAUUGGAUUAUGUUAAGGGUAGAAUUAUCUGA
This is a messenger RNA of Amborella trichopoda, 900 nucleotides long. RefSeq names its product phenylcoumaran benzylic ether reductase IRL1. NCBI's taxonomy places the organism in Eukaryota, Viridiplantae, Streptophyta, Magnoliopsida, Amborellales, Amborellaceae. The record is from RefSeq and is a predicted model, not a curated record.